Sitodiplosis mosellana (orange wheat blossom midge) is the source of this 3878-nucleotide messenger RNA. It is a transcript of the gene MetRS, whose product is annotated as methionine--tRNA ligase, cytoplasmic. Gene Ontology annotation, cellular component: aminoacyl-tRNA synthetase multienzyme complex; cytosol. The record is from RefSeq and is a predicted model, not a curated record. Gene Ontology annotation, molecular function: methionine-tRNA ligase activity; ATP binding. Bases 1070 to 3724 code for a protein of 884 amino acids. The transcript has 7 exons. Gene Ontology annotation, biological process: methionyl-tRNA aminoacylation. Lineage: Eukaryota; Metazoa; Arthropoda; Insecta; Diptera; Cecidomyiidae.
UUAUAUCGAGCAGGCGUGUGCAUAGUUCAACUUAGUGUAUUUGUAUUGAGUUUCCAAUAACAAUUGUGUCUCCUCUUAUCAGAGCCAAUUUUCGAAAUACAAAUAAAAUAAAUUAGUUCGAAAGUAAUGAUCAAAAGAUAAUUUUAUUUAUUUCAAUUUACAAAUUAAAUUAAGCGAAAAUUUAUUGAUUCAAAUUGAGUAAAACGUGUUGAACAAAUAUGCUGAUGAAAAUUGGGUGCACUCUUUUUGUUAUGGCUGAUUGAAAUUCUUAUUUUUUUUCUCUUUGCUGUAUGUCAAAAACAAGUUCAGGUCAUGUACUUAGCACGACGUAUGGCAGCGAAUGGAAAUCACAAACAAACCCAAGACAUCAACUGCAUUUAAUAAACGUUUUUCAAGAUUAGUCUUUCUCCUCUUCAAUUGUGUACAGCUCAAUUUUUGGAAGCAUCGUAGUGCCCCGGGUUAUGUUCUUUUUAAAUAAUCACAGCAGGCAUGAUUGACGAAGGCACCUUAGUGCUCGCCCAUUUAUAAACGCAAUUCCUAUCUUUCGAAACAGUGGCGAUGAAUUCAUUCCGAACUUCUUUGUUUUUUAAAUAUACCGACUUGGUGAUGAUCAGAUUAUUAUUAUUAUUAUUAUUAUUGACAUUAUCUUAAAAAUAUUGGCAAGUCUUAGCCUAAUAUAAAUAUGUGAAAUUUAGUUAUAUACUUCGACAAGUAUUAGCUGAUAUUUUGAGCAAAUAUUGGACCUAUCCAUCAAUUCAAAGAAAUUAAGGAAAGAUCAGUCUUUUAUUGAAACCGUAUUCAUUUUUUGAGCGCUUGGUGGUGACAAGAAAUUUCGUCGGUUUGAUAUAAAAUAUUCCGACUUAAAAUAUUACAUCGACACCUUAUGCCAUUAGUAUGAAAUGUCAGAUAUCCAUGAGGAUAUUUUUGACAUAUGUCAUUUCUAACCAUCAUUGAGGUUCACAUUUUUUUCAAUUAAUCGUGUCACCAUUUAUCGCUUCUGCACCGUCAUAAAAAUUCUAAUUGAAUUAUUUCUGAAUAUCAUAAACGAUUUCAACUUGGAAAGAAAAAAAUGAUUAUUUAUAACAAUAAGGGAAAUCCGUAUGGAUUAAAAGUGGAGAUCUGCGUUCGCUUGGCCGGAUCCAACAUUGUUAUCAAGGAGAUUACUUCAGCAGAUCUCAACAAAUAUAGUUUUCCGCAUUUCCCAUUGUUGGAAUUGAAUAAUGGAAAUUACAUUUUUUCAACUGACGCAAUAAUCAAGUAUCUGCUACCAAAUGAAGAACCUAUUGAAUUGAGAGACCAAUGGUUAGAGUGGAGUUCAACGCGCUUGGCUCCAGCAAUAAUAUCAAAAAAUAUGAUCGGACAUCCAAAACAGGCACAAGCAGAGGCUGUGUUGAAUCAUUUGAUAUUACAAUUGGAUCUUCAAUUGACUGACAGGAACACAUUAUUUUUAACUGGAUCGAAACCAACUUCAGCUGACUUUAGUAUUUGGAGUUUCUUAGCGCAAGACAAGACUACAUUGAAAUUGCCCAGAGUUCAUGAGUGGUUUAAUCGUGUUGCGUCUGAACCAUGUAUAAUGGCAUUGAAUUUAAAUCUAAAACAGAUGAAAAUCGAUGUAUCCGCCGUAUCUAAAGCCAACAAGUUUGGUGGUAUACCUCAUAUUCGUGUUGAAGUACCUAUUAUUGAAAACGAAUGUCGUGGUUUGGACGAUUCACCAAGUCACAUUUCUGAAACCAUAACUGAAGCUGAACUAGCCUUUGCCAAAAAUUCAUUCAUUUUUAUAGAAUCUGCAACAGUUGCUGAACCAAAAACAGUUCUACCUAAACCGAAUCAAAGAAAUAUUCUGGUCACUUCAGCGUUGCCUUAUGUUAAUAAUGUUCCUCAUUUGGGGAAUAUUAUUGGAUGUGUUUUGUCUGCAGAUAUUUUUGCACGUUAUUCGAGGCUUGCUGGUUAUACGACAUUGUAUAUUGGUGGCACUGACGAAUAUGGAACAGCAACAGAAACGAAGGCUCUUGCAGAGAAUUUGACUCCCCAGCAAAUUUGUGAUAAAUAUUUUGAUAUUCACAAUAACAUUUAUCGUUGGUUUGGUAUUGGUUUUGAUUAUUUUGGACGUACCUCAGCAGCUGAGCAUAAAACGAUUGUUCAACAAUUCUUCAAAGAGCUACAUGGAACGGGAUAUUUGAAACAGGAAUCGGUGGAUCAAUUAUUGUGUCAGAAAUGUGACCGUUAUUUGGCUGAUCGGUUUGUUGAAGGAACUUGUCCCCAUCCUGGCUGUAGCUAUGAAGACGCUAGAGGAGAUCAGUGUGAUGGUUGCGGAAAGCUAAUAAAUGCUGUAGAAUUAAUACGACCACGAUGUAAAAUAUGCAACGCAGCUCCUAUAAUUCGUGCAUCGAAACAAUUUUUCUUGGACUUACCUAAGAUUGAAGACACAUUAACCGAAUAUGUGGAUUCUGUAUCAUCUUCCUGGACCUAUAAUGCACGUGUCAUUACGAAAGCCUGGUUGAAAGAGGGCCUGAAACCACGCUGUAUAACCAGAGAUCUGAAAUGGGGUGUUCCAGUACCCUUGGAAGGGUACGAAAACAAAGUUUUUUAUGUUUGGUUUGAUGCGGUGCUCGGCUAUAUAUCUAUAACAAGUAGAUAUACGAAAGAAUGGAAACAGUGGUGGCAACCAAAAAAUGAAAAUAUUAAAAUUGAUUUGUUUCAAUUUAUGGCCAAAGACAAUGUUCCAUUUCAUUCUGUAGUUAUGCCGUCAAUGCUAUUAGCAAUGAAAAAUAGGUUCACUAAAGUUACUCAUAUCAUGGCCACGGAAUAUUUAAACUAUGAAGACGGAAAAUUCAGUAAAAGUCGGGGCAUUGGUGUAUUUGGUAAUGAUGCACAAGACACCGGUAUUCCAGCGGAUGUUUGGCGCUACUAUUUGGCCGCUGCCCGACCCGAAGCUCAAGACUCCAGUUUCAGUUGGAAUGAUUUGAUUGCACGAAAUAACUCUGAAUUAUUGAAUAAUUUGGGCAACUUUAUUAAUAGAGCACUGGUAUUUUGCGAGAAAAACUUUAACUCUACCAUUUCUGCCAUUCAACUUUCGGAUGUCGAAUGUAAUUUAUUGGCACUUAUCAAUCGUGAAAUCAAAGGCUAUAUAUUUUGCAUGGAAAAGGGUAAAUUAAGAGAUGGAAUUCGUCAUACUAUGUCUAUAUCUCGCAAUGGAAAUCAAUAUUUGCAAUCGCAACAGCCAUGGGUUUUGCUUAAGGGUUCUGAGGAAGAGAAGAAACGGGCAGCAACAAUCAUUUCGUUUAGCUGUAAUAUUGCAUGCAUUUUGGCUAGUUUAUUAUCUCCGUUCAUGCCGGAAACAUCACGUAGAAUCUGUAGUCAGCUUAACAUUCAACGUAUUCCCGUGGAUGUUGAUAAACCUGCAUUACAACAGCAUCUCAAGGCGGGCCAUAAAAUUGGAAAACCAGUGCCACUUUUCGAAAAAAUUGAACAAUCGCGUUUAGAAGAAUUGAAGAGACGAUAUGGAGGAUCGCAAGAAGAAUCGCAACACACCUCGGAAAAGAACGCCAAUAUUCAAACCAUUGAAGACAUGAAGAAGUUGGUUGCAGUACAAGGGAGCAAACUCCGAGAGUUGAAGGCAUCAAAAGCUGAAAAGAAUGUUGUUCAAGAAGAAGUGAAAAUCCUUUUAGAUUUGAAGGAGAAACUUGAAAAUUUGAGAAAAAAAUCAAACAUACAGAUACAGUGAACGAACUUAAGUUUUUUCACAUUCGUAGGAAUGGGGGAAGAUUCCGGUAGAGAAAUCCACAAUUAACAUCUUUUCCUACUUUCAACUCAAAAGAAUCUGCGAAGAAAAAAUACUUUCCUUUUAAAAAAUAUAAAUUCAAAUACUAUAUAACACA